Toxoplasma gondii ME49 is the source of this 7033-nucleotide messenger RNA. RefSeq lists its product as hypothetical. The transcript is spliced from 8 exons. The coding region runs from base 1078 to 6624 and encodes 1848 amino acids. The record is from RefSeq and is a predicted model, not a curated record. Lineage: Eukaryota; Apicomplexa; Conoidasida; Eucoccidiorida; Sarcocystidae.
CGGAAGGAGAAGCUCCCCUGUUUUUCUCAGCGAGAACUGCGUAGAUGCCGUGUCUCGUCAACCAGAAGCGACAAAAACGGGCAAACAGUGCCGUCUCGGCCUCUGAAUCGAAAGUUUCUUUAGCUGCGAGUUCAGUCUUCUCUCUCUCUCUUCCAAUGUCGCUUGCUUUGUCUUUCGUUUGCUGCCCUGCCUCGCAGUGUCGCUUCUCCUCUCCUUGCCUUGUCGCAUCCAGAGGCUUCUGCGCCUCGCCUGUCUCCAGUCGCAGGGCCCCUGGCCCCCCGAGCUCUGUUUCUUGUCUUUUCCUCCUUGUCUCUUCUUUCUAAGGAGCUCCCUCCCCCAUGUCGCCUUGCUCCUCCGCGCUUGCUCAGACACAUCUCGGUGCCUGCAGUCACUCUCUGCCUCUGUUUAUCGGGAGUUUUCCUUCGGCUCUUUCUCUAGGUCCUUCCAGCUUCUCUGUCCACAGUUAGUUGUCUCCUCUCGUCUUCUUCUCCUCUUCAGCCGUCGUCGGCUCUCCCACACAACUCUCCGUCUCGCCACCAUUUCUCUCUCUUCUCCUUUCUUCUCCCCUCCCCUGGAUCCUCCGUGACGUCGGCGAUAAAGCGCAUUCCUCUUUUCAUGUGCCUCUCUUCUUCUCCCCUCUCUGCUCUGCUCUUCUUCUCCUCUCUGUGAUCAGCUGUUCUUCCGCGUCCUCCGCGUCCGUCUCUCUGUUCCUUUCUCUGCUUCCCUUCCUCUCCUCCAGAGCGCUCCCUCCGUCGCUCUCCUUCUCGCGGCUGCUCGCUACUCCGGCAGCUCCAUCCUCUUCGCUUCUUCGGCUGCUCGACGCGUCUAGCGCGCGCGCCACCGGUGCAUGCAGCGACUGUGCGCGAAAGAUCCAAGUCUGUGCAAGUGCUCGCAGAAAGCCGGAAGCGGUGGCCAUGCGCGGGGAGACAAACAAAAACGUCCGAGAAAUGACGUGAGCGGCGCGACUGAAGACGAGAAAGGGACAACGCCGACGCAGACGCACCACGCGGACGCGACGCGGGAGGUGUCUCGAUACCGGCGAAGGAGUCUCCUUCCUCGGCGAUUCAGACGGACACAAUGAGGGAGACGUUGAGCUCUUCUCUGAGGUCUAUGCCUCACAGACGAUGUCGACCCUCCUCUUCGUUGAGCUGGCCUCGUCUCUCUGUCUCUCGUUUCUCUCAUUGUGCUCUUCUCCCUACUCUUUCUUCACCCUCUCCCCAGUUGCCAUCCAUCUCUCUCUCGUCUUCCUCUUCAUCUUCCUCUUCUUCGUCUUCCUCUUCUUCGUCUUCUUCAUCUUCGUCUUCUUCUUCUUCGUUUUCUUCUUCAUCGUCCUCUUUUGCUUCUUUCUCGCUGUCGUUUUCUCCUUUGUGUUCGCUUGCGUUCCGCUGUCCUCCCUCUGCUCCUGCAGCCUUUCGUUUUUCUUCUUCGCCGUCGCCUGGGUCUCUUCAGUGUGGGCCAGAGCGAAGCGCGAAGCCUCUGCACUUUCCGCGCUCAGCCAUCGGGGUGUCCAGACACUUUGGCUCGAGCCCAGCCGCUUCCGCUGCACCGUUUGAAGACUUCGACUUCACCUUUUGCCCUCCGACGCGCCGGCGUUGGAGGCCGCCGAGACGCCCGCGCUCCGCUGCUCCUGCUUGUGCAGGCUUGCGCGACGACGAGGCUUCGGUGCGUUUUCGGUCAUCUGCUUUCCCUGAGUCAGAGCCUGCGCACAGUGUCCGGGAGAAAGCGUCGCGCGUCACAAAUGCAGCGGAAGAGGAAGAGGUCGAAGAGACAGCGAGGGAACUGCCAUACGGCUAUGCGACGCUUGACCAACUGCAGGGUCGCUGGGUGCGUCUCGCGCUGAAGAACGUCUUGGCCAGAACGCGACGACGCAGAGCCAAGUCUCUCUCUUCUUCUUCGUCCUGGUCGUCUUGCGAUGCUGACGAUCUCCGCGAGCGAGGCGCCGGAGACGACGCGUCUCUCACGCUUCUCUCAGACGUCUCCGUGCUGGACAAACUCCCCGUCUGGUGGACAGGAGGCCGCGAGGAGGCGCCGACCGCCGCCGCGUCUGAGGCAGAGAGCGAGGAUGUCUGCGGUGCGUCUCCGGCGGGGAACGCGACGUGGAAAGGCGAAGCGAAGAUGCCCACGGAGACGGAGAACGCCUCAGACGAAGACGGAGGCGAAAGAAGCGACAUGCGGCAGAGCGAGCCCCGGGGAGAGCGAGACAUGGAGAACACGAGUGACGCGCGGCCGUGGGCUGGGGUGUACGUACACCCAAAGUGCGUGAGGACUCUGGAGAAGCUGGAGCGGCUGCUGCCGCGCAUGGCGGCCCACGACGUGUGUUUGUGUCUGCGGUACUUAGCUGACGCGGAGCUUCUGGCGCUCCCCGUGAGUCUCGCGUGUAUGUACACCUUGCGGCAGAAGGCGGAGGAGCUGUCGGCGCGGGAGAUCGGCGUCGUCUGCGGGACUUUGAGCAACUCGUUUUUCCGUCGCAUCUCUGCACAGCUGGCCCGAGAGGCGCGUCUUUCGUCCGGAGAGGCGCGCGCGAGGAAGACGCAUUUCCAGUCUCCUCCGAGGUUUCCACGCAGCAUCUCCGAGUCGCGAGACUCCCGCGAACGCGCCGCCCGCCGCCCAUGCCAAGCCACGCCCAAGGCGGUCGCGAGAGGCUUCGAGGAGACAGCGAAGCUCGGCGAGCAAGCCGAAACCGAGGCCGAAGCUGCAGGAGAGAAGAGACGGCUCGGGGAGCGGGAGGCCGAAGAGGACAUGAAGCCAGCGGGGACUCUAGGAAAGCGAUGGACGGCAGAGGGAGACUCCGAGAACGCGCGACGACAGCGACAGCUGCUCGAGGCGCUCCUCGGAGAGAAAGAAUUGACUUUGAGAAAGCUGAAGCAAGUCGUGAGAGCCAAGUGCCAUGAUCUCCACCAUGCCGAUGAUGUUUGCACUGUCCUCUGGACCUUCCACGGUCACGGCCUUCUCUCGCCUUCGCUUCUGUCCGCAGUGCGGCGUCUCCUUAUGGAGCGCUUGAGAAAGCAUCCCGACACGAUCUCCGCGACCGCGUCUGGCCUUCCGGCGUCUGUCUCUUCGUCCUCUUCUCUUUCUCCUUGUUCUUCUUCUGAAUUUAUGCAGUCGCUUCUGCCUCGCCACGUCGCGAGUCUCGUCGCGCUUUUCCUCCGGACUGGGACGCUCGACCGCGAGCUGUUCAGAGCGUUGUGGGGUGCAUGUUUGUCGGAGAUUCCUGCGUCGUCCUUCUCGGCGAAAUGCCCGUCCUCGCCUGACUCGACCUCUGGCGGCCUCGGUCUGCGUGCGCCUCUGCUGGUCGACUGCGAGGCCGCGACAGCAAGAGAAAACGCGCAGACGAGGAACGCGCGAGCCGUCGGUUUGUGGCUGGCAGCGCGACUGCAAGAGAAAGAUCUCGCGCGCUUCACCGAAGGCCUUCUCUCUGUCACGAGUCCUCUGGGCGGCGGCCCGGGUGUGGGGUCUGCGCGAGAAGAGACAAAAGAAGAGACGCGUUGGAAAGAAGAAGAACGCGUUCUCGCGACGGCCCUGCAACUGGCGGCAGCUCGCAAGCACCUGUUGCUCUCUGGAUCGACCCUCUCGACGCUCCUCUUUGGCUUCGCGGCGCUAGGGAGUCAGCUUCCUGGGGUGUACGUACACCCAGAUUUGGCCUUCAGGGCGUCGACGCGCUUCGCCUGGAAAUCCGCCGAGUUUCCGCUCGCAGCCCAAGCGCAGUUUCUGUGUGCGCUGCCUGCUCUUUCUGGUUCUCUGCCGCCGGAUCCGCUCCUCGUCUCUGCCCUCGCGUCCUCUCUGACUCAGGCUCUCGGCUCCUCUGUCUCGAGUUCCUCGCCGGGCCUUCUGCCGCUCCUCUCUCUCUCGUGGGUCGCCGUCGCGGCUCUCUUGUCUCUCUUUCAACGCUCGUCCGCAGCGCAUGCAGUCGCUGCGGCUGCUAACCGCGAGCGGCACCGCCACCUCCUCGACAUCCUUCGUCACCUCCCUUCUUCCGCUUCUUCCGCUUCUUCCGCUUCUUCCGCUUCUUCUGGUUUUUCCGCUUCUUCCGCUUCUUCCGCUUCUUCUGGUUCUUCUGGUGCUUCCGGUUCUUCUGGUUCUUCUUCUCGCGUCUCCCUGUGCUCCUCUGCGUCGUCUCCCUGUAUUUUUUCGAGUGCUGUCGCCGACGCUGCUGAUCCUUCCUUUGCUCUUGCUUCCUCUCCUCUCGGCGCUUCCACGCAUUCAGCCGAGGCGCCAGUGGAGACGGACCAGAAACGUCUCUGCGUCGAGGACGCGUCCGGCGACCCGGCGGCGCACUCCCGCAUGAGCUGUGGGGUUUCUGAGGGCUCGGCCACACCUCCAAGUGUCUCCCUGGUCUCUGCGGAGGCCUCUUCGUCUUCAUCCUCUGUGGCCGGCAUCGAUGUUUCCUCUCUCCAGUUCCUCGACCCUCCGCCGGUGCCAUCGUCCGUUCUGCGGCACGCAGAAGCUGAACAGCAUCUGCUCGCGUUGAGAGACACCCUGGAGGUGACGACGGAGGCUCUGACCUUCCCGGCAGCGGCGCCUGUCUUCUCUCGGAAGGGCCAUGACCCUCGAGAAGGCCGUUGCCCAGAGACGUUGCGCCAGGGUGACUGCACACAUCUUUUCAAAGACCUCGAUGCGUGCUCUGUCUUCGCGCAGGCUGUCUUGUGGACGCAAGUCGCCGCAGCUGCCUGCAGCGCUCAAGCCUCUGAGAAACUCGUCUGCGGCGCCCUGGGGUGUGUCCGGAACCUCCUGGGCGCACCCGAGAGCCGCGGCGCCCUCGCAGGCAGCUGCCGAGCGGCCGCGGCCGCGGUCGUAGGGCUCCAGAGCCCUGAGACGCAAGUGGCGGCGGGCGUUCGGUCGCGGCUGCUGUCGCUCGCCGCGCUCUGGCACAACGUCAGUACCCUGAGAUGCAGAGAUUCUGGAGUGAUUUAUCCAUUGGUGGAGGCUGUCGACGCGGUCGCGGAAGCUGCCGGGGCGACCCCACAGUCCCCGCCGAGUUCUGAGGUGUCUCCGUUCGCCCGCGAUGCCCUCGCAACGGUCUCCGGGGGGGAACACCCGCUCACCACGCUCUUCGUCGAUCUCCUGCUGUCUGCAUGCGAACUCCAGGUCCUGGAUCUGCUCGCGGCCUCGACCAAAUACUUGCUUCUCCAGAGAGCCGUCGACUCUCUGCCGACUCUGUCGUCUUCGUCGCUGCUGCUGCUGCUCCAGAGCGCGCUGCUCCUGGCUGCUGAGGCCGCGACUGAGGUGCCGACGAGUGCACUGCCACAGCGGCGUCCUCUUCGCCCAGCGAGCCAGCAACUGGAUGCUUUUCUCGAGGCCUCAACUGCCGCGCCCCGCGCUCGGCUAGCCAACGCUGAGGUGUACGGUCACCUCCUCCCAUGUGUGAUGUGCGAGGCAGCGCGGCGGUUCCGGGCCGGAGCGUACAUCCCUCCGGCGCGGGAGCUGCCUCUGUGGCUCCUGGCCAGGCGCCUUCUGCUUGGGCCGCCGUUUCCUGCUUUGUUUGCGUCGGGAGAGCGGACGGAGGAGGCGCUCCGAUCAGUUGGCUCGGGCAGCAGGCGGGUGCAGGCGGUGGGGCCUGUGCAGCUCGCGUGGAACGUCCACGAGCGGCAAGGCGUCCGCGCCUUCCUCAAACACUUGGAGUGGCGUGAGGCGGCUGCUUCGGUGGACGCCUGCGUUCAAAGCAACCGCCUGCCGGCUCUCCUUCCGCUUCUCUAUUCGCCUUCGCCGGUAUUCUCGCCGGCACUGCCUCGCUCUCGCAGCCGCGCCUGUCAAGCGUCGGCGCCUGCGGAUCCGUCCAGAGCAGGUCGCCCAGACUUGCAACGGCAAAGCCGCUCAGAAUUCCACGGUCACGACGUCGGCGACUGCUGCUGGGUAGCUCGGCCUUCGUGGGCGUCGCGCUGGGUGUCUGCAGUCGCCAACGCCUUUGCGACUGCAUGCAGUCGAACUCGAAACCUGGCUGGCGUUGAGGCUUCCUUCCGGGGACGAAGCGUCCGGCCUCUGCAUGCAGUCGACCCGCAGAGCGAGUUCGAAGCGGAAGCAGCUACAGACACACUUCACCCAAGCCGCGGAGGCAGUCUGAUGCAGGCGAGGCAGGGCAGCGGGCCUGGCGCUCGCGUCGACGAGGCAGAGCAGCAGAGGCAGCAAGCGGCAGGCGACACAGACGAGGACGCGAUAGCUCAAGCGAUUGCAGCUGAGGUGGACAGACGCGGUAGAGGAGACAGAGGGGAGACGGGGGGAGAGGAAGGGGGUAGGGGGUCGGUCGCCAAGGGGGCUGGCGCGGCGACGAAGGCAAAUCGUUUCGUUGUUCUGCUGGCUCUGGAGGCGGCCAGGACGGCGACCAGGCCGAGUUCUGAGCUCCGUGUGACCCUCGGCCAGUGCGUUGUUGAAGGCACACAGAUGGACGGAAUCGCUCGCUGGGGAGACGGUCGCGUCUGGGGCGUUUUGCUGGACAGAGAAGAAUUUUGGUACCGGAGCAUCCAGUCCUCGCAGCCUCGAGGUCGCGACGCUAAGCCAUCCGCUGUGCUUCAGCUGUACGUACACUUGGUGACUCGGCUCGGUCGCUGUGGCGUCGCGAUUGUCAGGCGGCAAACCCCGCGUGACGUGGCGGACGUUUUGGAGGUUCUUCAGACCUCUUCUGCGAUUUAACCGGCGCCCCAGGUUCUCGGUUGCUUCACGGAGGAGGCGAAACGUUGACAAAACCUGCUGCUGCGCUCUGUCUCUUCAGAGGCGCGGUCUUCCAGAGCUUCAGAUGCUUCAAGCAAGCCUCUGGGAGUCGGUCUGGGAGGCCCCGAAGGUUCACUUGUCACUGGCGUGAGGGCAACCUUUGGGGCAUGGCCUCUGUGGUCUGCUCGGUUCUUAGACGUAGUGCGGUUCCUCACAUUCAGCGCUUUGUUGACUCUCCCCAGUUUAAUUGGCCGAUGCAAGAACGCGUCGCGCGGGACUUCAGAGCUUGCGUUGCCGUCGUUUCUAGAUUCAACCUGCAUGCAUCUCGUUGCGUCCGGACGCCGUGAUCGUGUCAGGUCCUGAGAGCGGCAUGUGGUAAUGCGUUGUCGGC